This is a messenger RNA of Coffea arabica (coffee), 2003 nucleotides long. Its product is annotated as probable protein phosphatase 2C 46. Gene Ontology annotation, biological process: protein dephosphorylation. The record is from RefSeq and is a predicted model, not a curated record. Lineage: Eukaryota; Viridiplantae; Streptophyta; Magnoliopsida; Gentianales; Rubiaceae. Gene Ontology annotation, molecular function: cation binding; protein serine/threonine phosphatase activity.
UCAGUAAUUCUACUAAUAAAAACACGCACUCUGAUUGAGAAAGAAAACUCCUUUAUCUACUUCUACUUAUUCCUCUCAUCUCUCUCUUUCUUGUUAGUUCUUCAUCAUCAACUGAACCCACAGGAAAUCCAAGGGAAAGAGAGAGGAAAAUAAUAAAGCGCUUUUGUCCAGAAGCAAAUAGGAAGCUAAAUUUCUGAUAUUUUAUCUAUGCAAUUGUGCAUAUUUGUACAGAAAGGUGAUUGAGGGAUCUAUAGAUCUAACCCUUUUACAAGCGUAUGAAUUGCUCUACAUCUUUCAGAUCUCCAUCCUUUUCAGUUGGUAUUGUUCAGUAGCUGACCAGGAAAGACCACAACAUAGGCCUAACCAAACUGUGUGGCAAAUACUUCUAAGAGCUUGUUAGAUAUUGUACUCUUUGCAUCCAAUUAGGAUGUUGAAGAAUUGGUGGUAAGCAGGGCUGAAAUGAGGGAUGUUAUCAAGGUUGAUAGAAUUUCUAAAGGCCUGCUGCCGGCCCUCUUCAGACCGAUGUGCACACUCAGGUUCGGACACUGCAGGCCGGCAAGAUGGGCUUCUUUGGUACAAAGACACUGGACAGCACUUAAUUGGUGACUUCUCAAUGGCGGUUGUCCAGGCCAAUAAUUUGCUUGAGGAUCAAAGCCAGAUUGAAUCAGGUUCAUUGAGUUUGCUUGAUUCUGGUCCCUAUGGAACAUUUGUUGGAGUAUAUGAUGGUCAUGGAGGGCCUGAGACAUCGCGAUACAUCAACGAUCACCUAUUUCAGCAUCUGAAAAGGUUUGCCUCAGAGCAAAGUUCCAUGUCAGUGGAUGUAAUUCGGAAAGCAUUUCAAGCAACAGAAGAGGGAUUUCUGUCAGUAGUUUCAAAAAAUUGGCCAAUGAAACCACAGAUGGCCGCUGUUGGAUCUUGUUGCCUGGUUGGUGUUAUAUGUGGUGGGACCCUAUACAUCGCCAACCUUGGUGACUCUAGGGCAGUAUUGGGGAGGGUUGUCAGGGCAACUGGAGAAGUUCUUGCCAUCCAGCUAUCUAAUGAACAUAAUGCAAGCAUAGAGUCUGUCAGACAGGAAUUGCAUGCAAUGCAUCCAGAUGACUCUCAUAUAGUUGUUCUCAAGCAUAAUGUAUGGCGUGUAAAGGGUUUGAUACAGGUUUCAAGAUCAAUUGGUGAUGUGUAUCUUAAAAGGGCGGAAUUCAAUAGGGAGCCCUUAUAUGCUAAGUUUCGUCUCCGAGAACCUUUCAAAAGGCCUAUAUUAAGCUCUGAACCAGCAAUAACUGUUCAUGAACUCCAGCCACAUGAUCAGUUUCUCAUAUUUGCUUCUGAUGGUCUCUGGGAACACCUAAGCAAUCAGGAGGCAGUGGAUAUAGUGCAAAAUCAUCCCCGCAGCGGUAUUGCUCGGAAGCUGGUAAAGGCUGCAUUGCAAGAAGCAGCCAAGAAAAGAGAGAUGAGGUACUCUGACCUGAAGAAGAUAGAUCGUGGAGUUCGACGGCAUUUUCAUGAUGACAUUACGGUCAUAGUUGUUUUCCUAGAUUCGAAUCUUGUGAGUAGAGCCAGCACUUUGAGAGGCCCCACGUUGUCCCUAAGAGGUGGUGGUAUCAACGUGCCGGCGAAAGCUUUGGCUCCAACACAACUCGGUAGUGCAUGAAAUCUACAUCUGUUGUAUACUCUGCUGUGUCCUUCUGGAACUUCAUGUGACCAUCUUAUGGUAGAUUAAGAGAGACUGGAGAAGGUGCGGCACUAAUUUAAUUUUUACCCCCCGUGUAAAAUUGUAACGUUGACUUGGAACUGGUGUUUUGUUUAGUUUAUGAUCAGUAAAAAAGAGUGAAAGGAUAAGGAAGUAAAGGAGACCUUGAAAUUUACUGUAGAGAUUCUUUCUUGAGGAUUAUCGUUUCAGCUUAUAUUCAUUUUCCUUCCCUUGCCCGCCUCUUUUUUGAAGUGUAUCAUGUAAAUGGUGUAAAACUGAAUCCUCUUGAAAUCAAAAGAUUGUUUGUCUUGUUACA